Messenger RNA from Protopolystoma xenopodis, 279 nucleotides. NCBI's taxonomy places the organism in Eukaryota, Metazoa, Platyhelminthes, Monogenea, Polystomatidea, Polystomatidae. The record is from the annotation of a GenBank genome assembly.
AUGACAAUGGUUCCUGAGCCACACGAAUUUGAAGAGCUAGAAAAUGCCACCCGGCCAGAAGACUCCCGAGAAGUGCGUGCCAUUCUUGAAGAGGAUUUUGCCAAACAGCUCAAAUCAUUAAAGGAGGACCUUUCGGCCACCAGGGCCACCAACAAGAUGCACGCGCUUGAUCAUCGCUAUGAGGAUAAUCAGCGCCGGGGACUCGACAAAUUCAAGACCUUGCGCCAAAUAAGGCAGGGCAACACGAAACGUCGCGUCGAAGAAUUUGAAGCCCUUUAA